Centropristis striata (black sea bass) is the source of this 4821-nucleotide messenger RNA. RefSeq names its product ABR activator of RhoGEF and GTPase (gene abr). The coding region runs from base 287 to 3613 and encodes 1108 amino acids. Gene Ontology annotation, biological process: protein phosphorylation; positive regulation of GTPase activity; intracellular signal transduction. The record is from RefSeq and is a predicted model, not a curated record. Gene Ontology annotation, molecular function: protein serine/threonine kinase activity; guanyl-nucleotide exchange factor activity; GTPase activator activity. Gene Ontology annotation, cellular component: membrane. NCBI's taxonomy places the organism in Eukaryota, Metazoa, Chordata, Actinopteri, Perciformes, Serranidae. The transcript is spliced from 23 exons.
UGCAGCACGUCUGAAUACAGGAAGUCCCGAAACUUUUCAGCGUAGAGUCAAACUUGUUCUCCGCAUCACUCACACUCACUGUGCACACGUAUGCCUGCUGUUUGUAUGUGUGGGAGGUUGAAGAUGGUCAGAAAGCGGUCCAGUUAGUAUCGACAGACGGGUUUAUUUUGUUAGGUGGAUAUUUGCGACAGACACGCCGCUAAGUGUCGGUGAAGACACGGAACAGUGAGCUCCAACAUUUCUAUCUGAGACUGCGGUUGGCGGAGAGCCCGCGUUGACUGUCAAAAUGUGGGAACAGGACGAAUUUGCAAAACACUGGAGGAAAGAAUUUCCCGACGGAAAAGUGCCUAAAAUGGAUUUAAACUCUGUAGAGGACAUUGAGUCGGAGCUGGAGACGAGUAAAGCCAAUCUGAAGAGGCUCCAGAAGGCUCUGGCGGAGGAGAAAUUCAAGGUGAUCUACCUGCAGACCACCAUGGCUCGACAGAAGAGAAACGAGGCGGAGAGGUUUGAAGGCAAAGAUGAGAACUUCAACGCUGACACAUUUGCGUUUUCUAAAACGGGAGAUUUUAGGAAACCGCAGCGGCAGCGGGGUGAUGAGAGCGACGGGCAGAGGACCAAGGUGUCUGACUCUGGGGGGCUGAAGCCCCACGCUGCAGGUCACAUAGCGGGGAUCAUGAGCUCCUUCGGCCGUGAACGGAGCAGGUUCAGUGGCAAGACUCCUAAGCCUGUUCCCAUCCCUGUCCCGCCUCGGAAACCAACCUAUCAGACUCCAACUGUCUCUCAGCCAAAUGAUAACGAGGAGGGCAGCGACAGAGAAUACGAGGAUGCGGAGAUGAAUGAAAAUUUCGUCAGGAAUAACUUGUUGGCACCAAAGAGCGUCGGCAGGGACAACCAGAGGACGUCCAGCUCCUACCGGGACACCCGGCGGCCUUUCCGCCACAGCAGGGACUUUGACUCCGGCGACGACGGCAGGCUGUCCCCGUCCUUUCCGCACAUUCCCCGCAGAGCGUCCCGCGGCUCCGGGUGCAGCACCCCGGACAGGAGGAGUGAUGGUUACCUGAGCUCCGACCAUGACGACUCCUCUUCUGCAGACUUUAACUACAACACAGAUGGCUACGAGGGGGACGGAGCUGAGGACGGCAAGUCUCAGGAUGGCUCCGAGACGCUGCCCUAUAUAGAUGAAUCGCCCACCAUGUCGCCCCAGCUGUGUGCGCCCCAAGGGCCCGGCGGGGAAGCGGUCUCCCCCACACCACCAGAGGGCCUGGCAGGGGGAGACAUAGAGAAAGGAUUGGAGAUGAAGAAACUGGUGCUGUCCGGUUUCUUGGCCAGUGAGGAGAUCUACAUUAACCAGCUGGAGGCCCUGCUACUGCCCAUGCGUCCUCUGAAAGCCACAGCCACGACCUCGCAGCCCGUCCUCACCAUCCAGCAAGUAGAGACCAUCUUCUACAAAAUCCAGGACAUUUUUGAGAUCCACAAGGAGUUCUACGACGCCCUCUUACCCAACAUCCAGCAGUGGGACGAGAAGGUCACCGUGGGACAUUUGUUCCAGAAGCUGGCAAGCCAGUUGGGAGUAUACAAGGCCUUUGUGGACAACUACAAGGUGGCGUUAGAGACGGCAGAGAAAUGCAGCCAGGCUAACGGCCAGUUCCAGAAGAUAUCUGAGAACCUCAAAGUAAAAGGUCCUAAGGACUCCAAAGAUUCUACCACAACUGUUACAAUGGAGGCUCUCCUUUACAAGCCGAUUGACCGUGUUACCAGAAGCACCUUGGUCCUUCAUGACUUGUUGAAACACACUCCUAAGGACCACCCGGACUUCCCGCUCCUGCAGGACGCUCUGCGGAUAUCUCAGAACUUUCUCUCCUCCAUCAACGAAGAGAUUGACCCUCGCAGGACUGCGGUCACCACACCCAAAGGAGAGGCUCGUCAGCUGGUGAAGGAUGGCUUCCUGGUGGAGGUGUCGGAAAGCUCCAGGAAGCUUCGGCACGUCUUCCUCUUCACUGAUCUGCUGCUCUGUGCCAAGAUGAAGAAGACAUCUGCGGGUCGCCACCAGCAGUAUGAGUGCAAGUGGUACAUCCCUCUGGCGGACUUGACUUUCCAGACCCUGGACGACUCCGACUCUUUCUCGAGUAUCCAAGUGCUGCCCGAGCACGAGAUCGAGGAGAUGAAGAUCAAGAUCUCAGUCUUAAAGAGUGAGAUACAGAAAGAGAAGAAAGCACCGAAAGGUCAGAGUCGCGUGGAUCGUCUGAGGAAGAAGAUGAAUGAGCAGGAGUCGUGGCUGCUCCUGCACUCUCCCACAAUCCCUUUCCGCAUCCACAAUAAACAUGGAAAGAGCUACCAGUUCCUCCUCUCCUCUGAUUAUGAGAGGUCAGAGUGGAGGGAAAGCAUCCAGAAACUCCAGAAGAAAGAUCUCCAGGGUUGUGUAUUAAGUUCUGUUGAGCUCCAGGUCCUGACCAGCUCCUGUUUCAAACUCCGAACUGUCCACAACAUUCCUGUCACCAGCAACAAAGAUGAUGAGGAGACUCCUGGCCUGUACGGCUUCCUGCAUGUGAUCGUCCACUCUGCCAAAGGAUUCAAGGAGUCAGCCAAUCUAUACUGCACCCUUGAAGUGGACUCGUUUGGAUACUUUGUCAGCAAGGCCAAGACCCGUGUCUUCAGAGACACCGCAGAGCCCCAGUGGAACGAAGAGUUUGAGAUUGAGUUGGAGGGCUCCCAGUACCUGCGGAUCCUGUGCUACGAGAAAUGCUACGACAAAAGCAUGCUCAACAAGGACGACAACGAGAUUGUGGACAAGAUCAUGGGCAAAGGGCAAGUCCAGCUGGAUCCUCAGACAGUGCAGUCCAAGAACUGGCACAUGGAUGUCAUAGAGAUGAACGGGAUCAAAGUGGAAUUUUCCAUGAAGUUUACGAGUCGGGACCUCAGCUUGAAGAGAACGCCGUCCAAAAAACAGAGUGGGGUGUUUGGAGUCAAAAUCAACGUGGUGACAAAGCGUGAACGCUCCAAGGUGCCUUACAUUGUCCGUCAGUGCAUUGAGGAAGUGGAGAAGAGAGGGAUUGAUGAAGUGGGAAUCUACCGGAUCUCAGGGGUGGCCACUGAUAUUCAGGCCCUCAAAUUAGCAUUUGACACCAAUACCAAAGAUAUACUGGUGAUGCUGAGCGACAUGGACAUCAACGCCAUCGCAGGAACACUGAAGUUGUACUUCAGGGAGCUGCCGGAGCCUCUGCUCACCGACCGCCUCUACCCCGCCUUCAUGGAGGGCAUAGCGCUCUCAGACCCGGCAGCCAAGGAGAACUGCAUGAUGCACCUCCUGCGCUCCCUGCCUGACCCCAACCUCAUGACCUUCCUCACUCUGCUGGAGCACCUCAAACGCAGGGUGGCUGAGAAGGAGCCCAUCAACAAGAUGUCCCUCCAUAACCUGGCCACGGUGUUUGGCCCCACUCUGCUCAGGCCCUCCGAGUCAGAGAGCACGAAGGGACAGCACAUCACCUCUGCCUCUGAUAUCUGGUCACAUGAUGUGAUGGCGCAGGUCCAGGUGCUGCUCUAUUACCUGCAGCAUCCUCCCAUCUCCUUUGCCGAACUGAAGCGCAACACACUCUACUUUUCCACUGACGUUUAAUCCCCACCCACCUCCCUCAGGGCGCCAUCUGGAGAGGAGAGAGUGAGAGACUUUAAACAAGCCAUGGUCCUCGCCACUCGGUCGUCCUGCCUCACCUCUCCUCCAGCAGGCAGCUCAUUUCGACUGUACAGGCCCCCCCCCUACACACACACACACAGAUCCCUCUUGUCUACACCCCCAAACCAACCACCUCACACCCCAGUCCUGAAAAGAGAUGGAAGCGAGCACUUAGGGAGGUGGUGAUGGACAUUUCCUGGUCAUUUAGUCAUCACAUGUUGUUCCUGUUUGUAAUAAGAGGAGAGCAGACCCCCUGCUUCUCCCGCCGACGAGACAGCAAGGCAUUCUGGGACCACAGAGGAAAAGAUCAAGAGGGUACGGAGGCCACAGCCUGGUGCAGUGGCACAGGAUCACGCCCAUGUGUCAUGGUGACAUCUAGUGAGCCUUCUCCAGAUGUGGGUUUGAUUGAUAUCUCAGUAACCAGUCGACUCAGCCCCCAGCUUCUUUUUCCUGAUCAGAGGCAUUCCAGAAAAAUGGCAUUUAUAUGUUUGAUAAUUAUGUUCAACAGCUGUUUUGUUUUCCUUCUUUCCCUCUCUCCUUCUUUGUUUCUGUCUUUCUGGCUUUGUGCAUGUGGUGGAGGCCGGGGUGUGUGAGUGACAAUGUGGAUGUAUUUGAGUGAGUGUGUGUGUUUAAGGGACUAUGAGAACUUGUGAGGUUUUGAAGUGGCUGGGAAGCCAUCCAAAUAAAUGGCUGGCGACGUGUGUCUCUCUCUGUACUGACAAACAUGAGAGAACUGCCCUCCCCAGUGAGUCUUGGCCAAAUUAGCCCUAUUUAUUUUAAAUAUAUAUAAUAUGUGUGCCUGUACAGUUCUGUGCAACUAGAGAAAUGCUCUAAGGAGUCUGUUUUUUGAAGUUUUUUCAGGUAGUGAUGUUAUUUUUAGUCUGAUUUUCUCAUUCACCAUGUCCAUGGUUGGUAAGCUGUACUGAAGAGUUCAACAGAAAGUCUGCCAAUUAAUUUCAGAUCACUUUGUAGAGGAGGAAGGGCACUCUGUGACAUGAGGGUUGUUGGGGAAAAAACACAAUAAAUGGAACAUUUAGCUUUUUUCUUGUUAUUUCAUUGCAAGCUUGUUCCAAGUGUCUUACUGCACCGGUAUAAUCUAUAGAGUUGAUUUGUGUAGUUGCCCUCAUUGCAUGUUCAGCUUGUCAAUCAAA